CUCUUUAGUCUUGGGUUGUCGCUCACUGCCAGCCAAGAACUGCUCUGCUGAGAACUAUGACUAUGACUGCCUGGGCUGCCCACAAUCUGCCUUACUGUACCUAGAUCAAUCAAAUCUUGAGCUUUCAACUUCUCCAAAACAUCAAAGACCACUCAUCUUAGCCCACGCGGCGUGAUCAGCUUCAACCCUCUGAACACAACCGCCCACCUGAUCUCGAUAAGCGACAAGAGCCAAGACCUUCUACAGCUCACCAACAGCUGUGCGCGACAGUGACACCUUUGCAAACACCCAGAUCGCCUGUAUCUCAUCUUCCUUUACUCGAUUGAAGCCCAAGCCGCAACACAACUACGUCCUCUGCGCCCAUGGACUCCGGCGGAGUCAGGAGAAAGGAUACUACCAAAGGCCCGCCUCUUCGAGUUCUAUCACUCGAUGGAGGAGGUGUCCGCGGUUACUCCAUAUUCAUUAUCAUCCAGGAGCUUAUGCACCGAACUUUUGUCGAGAUCGAAGGCCGCGCUCCCAAGCGACACGAAAUUCCUAAGCCAUGCGAUCAUUUCGACCUAAUCGUCGGUACUGGUACAGGCGGGCUGAUCGCCUUGAUGUUGGGUCGGCUGCGUCUUGACCUCGAGACGUGUAAGGAGCUCUACGUUCGUCUAACGCGCAUGGUUUUCCAGACCGACAAGACUAUUGCGGGUAUUCCUUAUAGGUCAACCUUGUUCAAGGCCAGCAAGCUCGAGGAGGCUAUCAAGGCAGCUGUGCAAGAACACACUGUGAAGGAGAGGGAAGGCAACGAUGGCUCCGAUUCUCCCCUCACCAAUCCUCUCAACGCUGCGAUGUACUCAAGCGCCGGUGCCCCUCGCCGAAACCAGAGCAAUGCAAGCACCGUUAGCUUUAGCGCUCGCAGUCCCGCUUCGCAAAUGGCGUAUCGACCUGCGUAUAACUCGAGAUACGGUGAUCCUAACGCGCGCCUAUACGAUCAUCGAGAAACCCGCACCAAAACCGCGGUAACAGCAGUUUACAAGGGUUCUCCUCGAGGUUCACCCGCCGCUCUUUUGCGAUCCUACGAUUCUCGAAAAGAACCUCCCCCCGAGUUCGACUGCAAGAUUUGGCAGGCCGGUCGAGCCACUUGUGCGAUCGGAUUGGCCUUCAAGCCCAUCACCAUUGGUCAAUCAGUUUUUCACGAUGACGGUGUCGGCACUUUCAACCCUAGUCCAGAAGCCCUGGACGAAGCUGUGGUCAACGAGUGGCCCGGUCGCGAAGUGGGUGUCUUUGUUAGCGUCGGUACUGGCAGACGGCCCAAGGGCAGCGAUUCGAAUUCGCAGGUGUGGUAUGAAGGCUUCUUGGGCGAUUUUGCCGAGGCGCGUAGGAAGUUGAUCUCCAAGAUCGAGGGUUGCGAGAAGAUUCACGAGUACAUGAUGCGCGAGCACCUUGGAAGGCGAAAUGUCAGUAUUGACGCCUACUACCGCCUCAACGUGGAAGUUGGUGUUGGUGAGUUUGGAAUGAAUGAGUGGAACCGACUGGGCGAAAUCAGCACUGGUACUCGACGGUAUAUGUCAAGGGAGGCCGAGCAAAAGAUGAUUCAGGGUAUCUCUUCAAAGCUUGCCAAAAUUCACCGAGCCAGGAUCCGUCACGCACGAGCUCCCGAAGGAAUCCCAGAACUUGUCAAGUCAACUUCAACCACAUGGGAGAUGCCUAUGGCAUUUGAGCUUGCAGGAGAUAUUCCAACUACUGUUCCACUUCCUCACAGCCCCGCGAGCCGGUCUUCGUUCGAGUCGGGGUCAGAUAGUUUGCAUAUCCGCAACAACAACCAUAACGGUUCGCCACGAAGCUCCAACGAACGAAUGCACGCAGAAACGUCUGUACCGCAUAACGUUCCCAACUCUCCUCCCUUGGGACCUCGUGGCCCCAGCGCCAGCGCUCCGGCUCUACAUCCAGAGGAUCGUUUGGCAGUAUCAUCACCUACACCGGCGCAGUACCGCGAAGGUGUGUCGGGCCAAGACUUGAUCGCUAUUGUGAGCCCAGACGAGUAUCCCAGGCCACCUCCCAACAUGGCCGCGCCGCCACCGACACGGAUUGAACCGCCGCCGCUGCCACCCAAGACGCCUCUCCCGGAGAGCCAGCAACAUCAAGGUCGAAGAGUGCCUGCGGCCGCGCCUCCUUACCCGUUAGACGAUGACGAGCCCCCGCCCGUGAACAUGGCCCGAAAGCCGGACUACCGGGGAAGAUAAGCAUAUUUUGAUGCGGCUUCCUCAUGAGAUGAUCCCUGCAAUUUGAGUUUGGGUAUGAAAAAUGACGUCUCGAUUCUUGAUACGAGCUCGAAUCUACGAAAAUCCAUGAAAUGAGACCUAGAACGAUUAUGAGACUGGCGUUGCGGGUGGAGGAAUUGGUGAUGAUGUUUCUUGUUUCUUCUGCUUCUGCUUCUGCUUCUGCACGACUAGAUACCACCUGGUUUUACUUGGACGCGAACCUUUGAAUGUACUUGAUGUUAUGAAAUUGAUGGAAAGAUGCUGGAUUCUUAGCUGUAUAUCUGUUGGUCAAUGUGGCUGUACUUGUAUAAUGGAAACUAGCUUUUUAUUCAUAACGGCUGCCUAUUCUCUUCGGAGAUAUGAAGGUUAAUUAAAAUGACAAAUGGGAUUUCUUGGAA
Messenger RNA from Fusarium oxysporum Fo47, 2641 nucleotides. Its product is annotated as acyl transferase/acyl hydrolase/lysophospholipase. The coding region runs from base 363 to 2225 and encodes 620 amino acids. The record is from RefSeq and is a predicted model, not a curated record. Lineage: Eukaryota; Fungi; Ascomycota; Sordariomycetes; Hypocreales; Nectriaceae. Gene Ontology annotation, cellular component: membrane. Gene Ontology annotation, biological process: arachidonate metabolic process. The transcript is spliced from 3 exons.